AGAGCAUGGAGCCAAGGAAACCCUCAGUCGACUUCAACUUGCCAUCUUCAACCUCACACUUGUAACCCUGACCGUAGGAACAUACCAUUGCGACAAAAAAUCGAGCGAUUAGUCCCUGUUAUCAUACGAGAUCCAAACGUUACAAAACAUGGCAUCAACAUCACCCAAAGUGCCCGGGGAGGGAGCCAAACCCCCCGGUUCAGUUGAUCCCCCGCGUUUGCCAAGCGGGGGUAUUCCUAACCUCAAGGACCGCAUCCCGAAAUUGGAACCCCGGCGGAGGAAAGCCGAGCCGGCGAACCCGAUGCCCGUCCCGGAGACACCAUCGGCACCGGCCCGCCCAGACCCGGCAACCAUCAACUUCACCAUCCCUGCCAGGCGGAUCCUCUCGCCACAAGACCACCAGCUCUUCCUGUCCUCCCCAACCUACAAUCUCAUCCUCUCCUUCAUCUUCGGCCUCUCCGAGUCAGUCGUCGACAGGCCCAUCUCCUCCGUCAAGGACACCGACCUCUCCCCCACCGUCCAAUCCAUCCUCACCAUCCUAGACGAAGCCGAAGCCCUCUGCGAGGACUCGCCCCCGGACGACCAAGGCGGUUCCCGCUUCGGCAACAAGACCUUCCGGGUCUUCCUCGACAAGGUCAAGCAGCGCGCCCCGGCCUGGCACGCCACCCUUCUCGGCGGGUCCAACCCCGACCCUGCUGCCGCCACCGCCGAGCUCUCGGCCUACCUCUGCCAGUCGUUCGGCAACCGCAGCCGCAUCGACUACGGCUCGGGCCACGAGCUCAACUUCGCCAUGUGGCUGCUCUGCCUGUACCAACUCUCCCUCCUCCAGCGCAGCGACUUCCCGGCCCUCGCCCUGCGCAUAUUCACCCGCUACCUCACCGUCAUGCGGCGGGUACAAAGCACCUACUACCUGGAACCCGCCGGCUCGCACGGGGUAUGGGGCCUGGACGACUACCAAUUCCUACCCUUCCUCUUCGGCGCCAGCCAGCUGGCGCACCACGCGGUGGUGACGCCGCGGGCGAUCCACCAGGAGCUGAUGCUGGAGGAGUACGGGGCCGAGUACCUGUACCUGGGCCAGGUGGCGUUUGUCAACAGCACCAAGACGGUGCGCGGCCUGCGCUGGCACAGCCCCAUGCUCGACGACAUCAGCAGUGCCCGCGGCUGGGCCAAGAUCGAGGGCGGCAUGCGCCGCAUGUUCGUCAGCGAGGUGCUGGGCAAGCUGCCCGUGAUGCAGCAUUUCCUGUUUGGGAGCCUGAUUCCCGCGGCUGAGGGGAUGAGUGAGCCGCCCGAGAGGGGCCCCAAGGAGGAAGAGGGGGAGGAUGACGAGGAGGGCGGUGAGGUGGAGGUGUUUGAUGAUAAGGAGGGGGUGAGGCAUGUGCAUCAGCCGAGCGGCUGGGGGGAUUGCUGCGGGAUCAAGGUGCCGAGUAGUCUUGCGGCGGCGGCGGAGAUGAAGAAGAGGGGGGGUGGGGAGCAGCUGAGAAGGAUACCGUUUGACUAAGAGCAUGGUGACUCCCAAGGUAGAAAGGCCUUCUGCUUGCUGAAGCCCGGUCGUCCAUGUAUUCUUUUGGCCUACUAAAACUACAAUUGGUCACCAUGAGCCUGGCCAGGCCUAAACGUGACAGCCUACCUAGGUAGUUUUAAAGUCAGACACAGCCGGCUGUAGCUUCGGUG
Chaetomium fimeti is the source of this 1671-nucleotide messenger RNA. RefSeq lists its product as uncharacterized. Gene Ontology annotation, cellular component: cytoplasm; protein phosphatase type 2A complex; nucleus. NCBI's taxonomy places the organism in Eukaryota, Fungi, Ascomycota, Sordariomycetes, Sordariales, Chaetomiaceae. Bases 149 to 1498 code for a protein of 449 amino acids. Gene Ontology annotation, biological process: mitotic spindle organization. The transcript has a single exon. Gene Ontology annotation, molecular function: protein tyrosine phosphatase activator activity; peptidyl-prolyl cis-trans isomerase activity. The record is from RefSeq and is a predicted model, not a curated record.